Molecule: messenger RNA, 1554 nt
Organism: Plodia interpunctella (Indianmeal moth)
Lineage: Eukaryota; Metazoa; Arthropoda; Insecta; Lepidoptera; Pyralidae
Gene: Pka-R1
Product: Protein kinase, cAMP-dependent, regulatory subunit type 1
Exons: 8
Coding region: 217-1398 (393 amino acids)
Biological process (GO): regulation of protein phosphorylation
Cellular component (GO): cAMP-dependent protein kinase complex
Molecular function (GO): cAMP-dependent protein kinase regulator activity
Source: RefSeq, a predicted model, not a curated record
AUCACAUCACUAGUCUUGUGUUUUUCUGCGUCAGUCAGUUUUAGUAUAUUAUUUUCUUGUAAAAAUGAAAACCCUUUACCUAUAAGAAAUUGUUAUAUGAAUGUAAUUAAUUGUAAUAAAAUACUUGCUGACUUUACUAUAAACUGUUGGUCUAUGGUUUUUGAUAGAUCCCAUGUUUACAAGUAAUAACUGUUUGUAAGUAGUAACUGAUAAGACAUGGAAGAGGAACAAUGUUUACACGAAUGUGAAAAUUAUAUCCAAAGUCAUAAUAUUCAAUUGUUGCUCAAGGACUGUAUAGUCCAAUUAUGUGUAAAUAAACCUGAAAACCCGGUUACUUUUCUACGACAGUAUUUUCAAAAGCUAGAAAGGGAACAGGUGAAAGCGGCGGCGGCAGCAGCAGCGUCGUCUGAGGGUGAAGCAGAUGGAGAACUGUCUCCAUUGCCAGUGCCUGGCGGACAGCCUCCUAGACGUCGAGGUGGUAUUAGUGCUGAACCUGUAACUGAGGAAGAUGCUACAAGUUAUGUGAAGAAGGUGGUGCCAAAAGAUUAUAAAACUAUGGGUGCUCUGUCAAGGGCAAUAGCAUCUAAUGUACUGUUUACACAUCUAGAUGAAUCAGAGAGAGCAGACAUGUUUGAUGCAAUGUUCCCUGUGCAAUGUCUCCCAGGUGAAACUGUAAUCAGACAGGGGGAUGAGGGUGACAACUUUUAUAUAAUUGAUUCUGGAGAAGUUGAAGUUUUAGUAAAUGGUGAACCAGUGACUACAAUAGGUGAGGGAGGGAGCUUUGGAGAGCUGGCACUAAUAUAUGGCACCCCAAGAGCAGCAACUGUGAGGGCCCGGUCACCUCUCAAGCUGUGGGGCCUUGAUAGGGAUUCCUACAGACGCAUUCUUAUGGGCUCUACAAUCAGAAAACGACGAAUGUACGACGAGUUUUUGUCAAGAGUUUCAAUUCUAGAGAGUCUAGAGAAAUGGGAACGUCUAACUGUUGCUGACGCCCUUGAACCUGUGUCCUUUAAUGAUGGAGAAACUAUCGUGCGCCAAGGAGAACCUGGCAAUGACUUUUAUAUAAUAGUAGAAGCAAAGGGGACUAACGGAGACGUGCGAGGUGACCAGGGCGGUCAUAGGACGUCGCACAGCUCGAUUACAUCAAGGCGCGUAAAGUUUAUUGGCCACCCAACCAAGGUUGUGCGGUGGUGCUGCAGCAGCGCAGCGGGUGCGGACAGACGGAGGGCCUGGGAGUGGAGGUGGGCCGGCUCGGGCCCUCCGACUACUUCGGCGAGAUCGCGCUGCUGCUGGACCGGCCGCGCGCCGCCACCGUGCGCGCCGCCGGCCCGCUCAAGUGCGUCAAGCUGGACCGCGCCAGGUUCGAGAGAGUAUUGGGGCUAUGCGCUGACAUAUUGAAACGUAACAUCGCGCAAUACAACAGUUUUGUGUCACUAUCCGUCUAACAUCAGUGUUCAUGCUAAACCAUUAGUCCAAUCAUUUAGACUGACGAUAUACUAUGAAUUUUAAUAUUGCGGGGUGAAGUCACAAAAUAAAGAGAGCAAAAAACUAUUA